Trichoderma virens Gv29-8 is the source of this 1536-nucleotide messenger RNA. RefSeq lists its product as uncharacterized. Bases 1 to 1536 code for a protein of 511 amino acids. NCBI's taxonomy places the organism in Eukaryota, Fungi, Ascomycota, Sordariomycetes, Hypocreales, Hypocreaceae. Gene Ontology annotation, biological process: cinnamic acid catabolic process; ferulate metabolic process. Gene Ontology annotation, cellular component: cytoplasm. The transcript has 2 exons. The record is from RefSeq and is a predicted model, not a curated record. Gene Ontology annotation, molecular function: carboxy-lyase activity.
AUGUCUCAAAUCGCUCUGCCUGAAGCCUCGGAUCCCGAGCCUCCUCACUUGAGCUUCCGCUCCUUUGUCAAUGCCCUCCGUCAGGACAACGAUCUCGUCGACAUUGACGCCCCUAUUGACGCAAACCUCGAGGCUGCAGCAAUCACCCGCCUCGUCUGUGAAACCGACGACAAGGCACCGCUCUUCAACAACGUCAUCGGUGCCAAAGAUGGUCUCUGGCGCAUCCUCGGAGCCCCUGCCUCUCUCCGCAAGACGCCCGGCGAGAAGUACGGCCGUCUGGCUCGCCACAUGGCGCUGCCUCCAACUGCCAGCAUGCGUGAAAUCAUAGACAAGAUGCUGUCUGCAAGCAGCCUCACCCCGAUUGAACCGGUUGUCGUGCCCACUGGCCCCAUCAAGGAAAACUCCAUUGAGGGAGACGACAUUGAUCUGACGGCCCUUCCGGUGCCAUUGGUCCAUCAGUCUGACGGUGGACGAUACAUCCAGACAUUUGGCAUGCACAUUCUGCGUUCUCCUGAUGGCAGCUGGACCAACUGGUCUAUUGCUCGAGCCAUGGUGUCUGGCAAGCGGACUCUGGCCGGGCUCGUCAUCAGUCCCCAGCACAUCAAGCAGAUCCACGAUUUGUGGAAGAAGGAGGGCAAAACUGAGAUCCCCUGGGCCCUUGCAUUCGGCGUCCCUCCCACCGCCAUCAUGGCUUCCUCAAUGCCCAUCCCUGACGGAGUUAGUGAGGCCGGUUACGUGGGAGCCAUUGCGGGAGAGCCCAUCAAGCUGGUCAAGUGUGAUACCAACGACCUCAUGGUUCCGGCCAACUCAGAAAUCGUCCUCGAGGGCACCCUCUCCGUCACUGAGAUGCAGCCUGAAGGCCCCUUUGGCGAGAUGCACGGCUACACGUUUCCUGGUGAGAGCCAUCCGGGCCCCAAAUACACCGUCAACAAGAUUACGUACCGCAACAACGCAAUCCUGCCCAUGUCUUCGUGCGGUCGCCUGACAGACGAGACUCAAACCAUGAUUGGAGUCCUCGCCGCAGCCGAAAUCCGGCAGCUCUGCCAGGACACCGGCCUCCCCAUCACCGACGCCUUCGCCCCCUUUGUCGGCCAAGCCACCUGGGUCGCUCUCAAAGUCGACACGGCCCGCCUCCGCGCCAUGAAUACCACAUCCAAGGCCUUCUCCGAACAAGUCGGCAACCUCAUCUUCCGGUCCAAGCCCGGCUUCACCAUCCACCGCCUCAUCCUCGUGGGCGACGACAUCGAUGUUUACGACGACAAGGACGUCAUGUGGGCAUUUACGACUCGUUGCCGCCCUGGAACUGACGAGGUCUUUUUCGAGGAUGUUGUUGGCUUUUUGCUUAUUCCGUAUAUGGGACAUGGUAAUGGGGAUGCUAACAAGGGCGGCAAGGUUGUGAGCGAUGCAUUGCUGCCGGUGGAGUAUACGACUGGCAAGAAUUGGGAGAAUGCUGACUUUAAGAAUGCCUAUCCGAAAGAGGUUCAGGAUAAGGUGUUGAAGGACUGGGAGACGCUGGGAUUCCGGAAGCUGGAGUGA